GGAUGCCCCAAGUGUCAAGUUAUGUCAAAAGUACGACUUAAGAAUUUUUCUGUCGCAUGUUUUACACAUAGUUUCAAUUACCCGUAUUAUUAUACUACUCUUUGGUUUUAAUCAAACGUUACUAGUGUAGUUAGUACACAUAAAACACUAACUUGUUGUUUAAAAUUUAUAUGGUACACUCUUUAGCUUAUAUGGUUAUAGAUUGAACUCUAUAAUAUACCCUCUGUGAUAUAAAUGGCGUUUAGAAAAUAACCUCAAAAUAACGUGUAAAUGUUGCACGUUAUUCCUUGUAUUUAAUUGACCAAUUGUCUAUUUCAAUUAAUACAAUGACGGACAAAAUAAAAGUCAAUAACAAAUUUGAUCUGGAUGGGAGCUAUGAGAUGUCAGAUUCAGAAAAUGAAUACACGGAGAAGGAAAAGUCAAUUAUAAAAAGUUUACAUAAAGAAAAAGAUGGAGAUUCCAGUAGUGAAGAAGAAGUAUAUAGGUUUUCAGAAUCCGAAAAUGAAACAGAUAAUAAUGAUCUUGAAAUGGCAGAUAGUGAUGUUGAGGGUCAAGAGAAAUCAGAUGAUGACUUACCAGAUUCUAAGGCAUGGGGUAAGCAGAAAAGAUCAUAUUAUUCUACUGAUUAUGUAGAUGAAGAUUAUGGAGGUUUUGGAGAUGAUGAAGAGGCAGCUCUCAUGGAAGAAGAAGAGGCGAAAAAUAUCCAGAAAAGGCUAAUAGAACAGUUAGAGGAAGAUGAUUUUAAACUAGAUUUUAUUUCACCUUUGCAGCCAACAAUAGAUGAGAGCAAAGAAACUCUUAUCAAAAGUGAUUUAAGCCAAAUGUCUAAGAGGCAGAAAUUGCAAAUACUUGAAAAAGAAAGUCCAGAAUUUGCUGGUCUUAUUGAAGAUUUCAAAUCUAAAUUAACAGUUGCAAAAGAUGACCUGCAACCAGUGAUCAAACUCAUAAAAGGAGGCAGAUUACCAGAAUGUACUGCCUCUAAAUUUGUUAAAACUAAUUAUGAUCUUAUUUUAAAUUACUGCACGAAUAUUAGUUUUUAUAUUUUACUCAAAAGUCAAAGAAUCAGCAUACAAAAUCAUCCAGUUAUAAAACGUCUAUAUCAGUAUAGGCAAAUGCUAAACAAAAUGGAACCUAUCUACUGUGAAGUAAUAAAACCUCAAAUAGAAAAUAUAUUAAAUGCUGUUCAAAAUAAAAUCAAGUUGCAGAUUGUAAGGGCAAAUAACAAUAAACGUAAAUCAAGUAAGGGAUCACCUGAACAGCCAAAUAAGAAAUUGAAAUUAAUUAAUGCUCUUCAAAAAGAUGAAGGUGAAGAUACAGGAGUCUCAGAUGAAGAUAGUGAAAUUGAUGGUAAUGAUUACUUCAAACCUGGAGAUGUUGAGAACAAUAAAGCUAAUGAAUCUGAUGAAAGUGGAUUCUCAGACAAUGAGGAAGGAGGAACAGAAGAUAUCCAACUGCCUCCAUCUCAGAAUGAAAAUAUUGUAGAUGAGUUGAGUGAAAAGCGUCAAAUAACAUAUCAAAUUGCCAAAAAUAAAGGAUUGACACCACACAGAAAGAAGGAGCAAAGAAAUCCCCGAGUUAAACAUAAACUUAAGUAUAGAAAGGCUAAGAUAAGGAGGAAGGGUGCCAUAAGAGAACCAAAAACUGAGGUUACAAGGUAUGCUGGAGAAGCUUCAGGUAUUAAAACAAAUGUUAAAAAGAGUAUUAAAAUUAAGUAAACCAUUUAUUAUUAAAUGUACUGUUUUUACAAUAAAACAUGUUCAUCAUAUGAUUUGUGUAGUUUUUUCUUUGCUUCAAUGUUGCCACCUGUAACAAUUAAUAUUAUUAAAAAAAAUAUAAAGUUGUUAUUGCAUAAAUUUAUGGGCCUAUAUGAACAAGAAUAAUAAAGAUAAUAUAACGAUAAUGA
Zerene cesonia (dogface butterfly) is the source of this 1903-nucleotide messenger RNA. RefSeq names its product something about silencing protein 10 (gene Sas10). The coding region runs from base 327 to 1715 and encodes 462 amino acids. Gene Ontology annotation, biological process: maturation of SSU-rRNA from tricistronic rRNA transcript (SSU-rRNA, 5.8S rRNA, LSU-rRNA). The record is from RefSeq and is a predicted model, not a curated record. Gene Ontology annotation, cellular component: small-subunit processome; nucleolus. The transcript is spliced from 2 exons. NCBI's taxonomy places the organism in Eukaryota, Metazoa, Arthropoda, Insecta, Lepidoptera, Pieridae.